Messenger RNA from Zalophus californianus (California sea lion), 1435 nucleotides. RefSeq names its product cysteine rich secretory protein 2 (gene CRISP2). The record is from RefSeq and is a predicted model, not a curated record. Gene Ontology annotation, cellular component: extracellular region. The coding region runs from base 276 to 1010 and encodes 244 amino acids. Lineage: Eukaryota; Metazoa; Chordata; Mammalia; Carnivora; Otariidae. The transcript is spliced from 10 exons.
CUGCGCUGAAGGCACAAAGCCACGUGACGUCACUCGUCGCUCACACCUGCUUGGAUGCUCACUGUCCAAGCAGCUGGCAGCAGCCAGUCUCUGGCUCCGUCCCCACUGUGGGAAGAUCUGGGCUCUGGAGCCAGGGAUUAUGAAACUGAACACCAUAAUCUUCCUACAGACACCUUAGAACUAUGUCAUCUCAGUCUUAAAACACCUGCAAGAAAGGGCACAGUACUUUUCCAUUAAUAAAGCAAAUACUUCAUCCUGCUCUGAGAACCAACAAAAUGGCGUUAUUCCCACUAGUGGUGUUUCUGGCUGCUGUGCUGCUUCCAUCUAUACCCACAGAAGGAAAGGAUCCAUCCUUUACUGCUUUGCUAGCCACUCAAACGCAAGUCCAAAAAGAGAUUGUAAAUAAACACAAUGAACUAAGGAAAUCAGUCUCUCCACCUGCCAGCAACAUGCUAAAGAUGGAAUGGAACCGAGAAGCAGCAGCAAAUGCCCAAAAGUGGGCAAACAAGUGCACUUUAGAACACAGCAUGCCAGAGGACCGAAAAACCAGUACAAAAUGUGGUGAGAAUCUCUUUAUGUCAAGCUACCCUGCCCCGUGGUCAGAUGCAAUCCAAAGCUGGUAUGAGGAGCGCCAUAAUUUUGUCUAUGGUGUGGGACCUAAGAGUUCUGAUGCAGUUGUUGGACAUUACACCCAGGUUGUUUGGUACUCUUCUUACCACGUUGGAUGUGGAAUUGCCUAUUGCCCCAAUCAAGAAAGUCUAAAAUACUACUAUGUUUGCCAAUAUUGUCCUGCUGGCAAUAAUGUGAGUAAAAAGAAGACCCCUUACCAACAAGGAACACCUUGUGCUAGUUGCCCUGGUAACUGUGACAAUGGACUAUGCACCAACAGUUGCGAGUUUGAAGAUCUCCUUAGUAAUUGUGAUUCCUUGAAGAAAACAGCUGGCUGUGGACAUGAAUUGCUUAAGGAAAAGUGCAAGGCUACUUGCCUAUGUGAAAACAAAAUUUACUGAGAUGCCCAGUGUGCAUUGCACAGGACUAAGUGAAGAGAGUUGCAUCAUCUUAUUGACACAUACCACAGGGGAAAUUGUAAGCAUGUUAGUUACAAACAUGGUUCCACUCCGUAAUUCAUCUUUUUCUCCUGAUCUAUAGAAAUGUCUUCCAUACAGCAAUUUACACAAGCAACAAAGUCUGAGGACAACUUUGGACUUCGAUAGAAAUUUAGUACUUUAAACUUUACAAAUUGAAUCAAAUUGACAAUUUUGAAAGUUGUAGAACCAUAGACCUUCGGUCCCUAGAACUUCGGAUUAAAAGGGAGAAGUACAUGUUUCCUGAAACAACAUGCCAAAGAAAAAGAGUGAGAGAGAGACACUGUAACAUCACUGUCAUUCCUACUAGAUGAGUUUUUACUUGAAUAAAAAAUAAAUUCAAAGAUUGA